AACGACAAACUGUCGACAUUAUCGAUAAGGAAUUUUUCGGCAAAUAUGCUGAACAAUCUGGGGGCCAAUGUUUUGGGUCCCAAAGAUUGUGAUAUACCCAAGGCUGCGCUGUCGGCCUUACAUGCUGGCGUCAAUAGUUUUGGCCAAUUGACAAACGGUCCACCCAACACGGGCGAUUUAACGCUGAACGGUGUUGGUGGCGGCGGAGGUGUUGGGGUUGCGGGGCGUUUACACGUCUCCAAUAAUUUAUGCGAUAACCCAAAUCCAUUGGGUAAUAAUAACAAUAAUAAUAGUAACAAUAAUAAUAACAGUAUGCAGCAACAGGAUCAGAAACGUCAUCGGACCCGAUUUACACCGGCACAGCUAAAUGAACUGGAACGAUGUUUUUCGAAAACCCAUUAUCCGGAUAUAUUUAUGCGUGAAGAAAUAGCUAUGCGUAUAGGAUUAACUGAAUCCAGAGUGCAGGUUUGGUUUCAAAAUCGCCGCGCCAAAUGGAAGAAACGCAAGAAGACCACCAAUGUUUUCCGUACCCCAGGUGCUUUGUUGCCCUCACAUGGCCUGCCACCGUUUGGUGCGAAUAUUACAAAUAUCGCCAUGGGUGAAGGUUUGUGCGGUUCGAGUAUGUUUGGCAGUGAUCGUUGGAGUGUUGGCGUGAAUCCCAUGACAGCUGGUUUUGGCCAACUCAAUCAAUCUUCAUCGCUAUCCUCAUCAUUGAAUGGUGGCCUAAAUUCUGGUAUUAAUUUAGGCUCGGCCAUGGGUGCUGGUAGUUAUCAACAUUAUGGAUUAAAUGCUUUAGGUGAUUCAAUGAUGUAUCAGCACAGUGUGGGCGGGGUGGGUUGUGGCGGUAAUGGUUCACCCACCGCAGCCACACCACCGAACAUGAAUUCAUGUUCUUCGGUAACACCGCCACUGUCGAACCAACCGAAUCCUAGUCAAAAUGAACUGAAUGGUGAUAUGAGUGCCCAACCACAUCAUCAACAGCAACCACCACCGCCACAGCAACAACAACAGCAGCAGCAACCCCCUCAACAGCAGCAACAAAAUCACCAACAACCCCAAAAUCAUCAUCAACAACAGCAGCAACAACAACAGCCACCACCACAUCAGCAGCAGCAACAGCAACAACAUCAACAGUCGUCGCAACACUCGGAUUCGAAUAACAACAGCCAGGGCGGACACCAGCAACAAAUUUUACCACAUUGUCAUCAGUCCAUGCAGUCACCAACAGAUGGCUCACCCGAAGAUGAUGUGUGGCGGGGUCAUAGUAUAGCCGCCCUCCGGCGUCGAGCUUCCGAGUUGAAUGCCACAUCGGGUAUACCAACGUAUUUGCAUCAUGCCGCCGCCGCACACAAUUCAUACGAACAUCACAAUUCGGUCUACUGAAAUUUGUUGAAAAGCUUUGAAAGCUUUUCGGAUUACGGAUUUCCCCAGUCAGAUUU
Molecule: messenger RNA, 1439 nt
Organism: Musca vetustissima
Lineage: Eukaryota; Metazoa; Arthropoda; Insecta; Diptera; Muscidae
Gene: otp
Product: homeobox protein orthopedia
Exons: 7
Coding region: 46-1383 (445 amino acids)
Biological process (GO): neuron differentiation; regulation of DNA-templated transcription
Molecular function (GO): DNA-binding transcription factor activity, RNA polymerase II-specific; DNA binding
Source: RefSeq, a predicted model, not a curated record